Messenger RNA from Ustilago hordei, 1872 nucleotides. RefSeq lists its product as uncharacterized. Gene Ontology annotation, biological process: actin filament depolymerization; barbed-end actin filament capping. The transcript has a single exon. NCBI's taxonomy places the organism in Eukaryota, Fungi, Basidiomycota, Ustilaginomycetes, Ustilaginales, Ustilaginaceae. The coding region runs from base 1 to 1872 and encodes 623 amino acids. Gene Ontology annotation, cellular component: cytoplasm; actin filament. The record is from RefSeq and is a predicted model, not a curated record. Gene Ontology annotation, molecular function: actin filament binding; actin monomer binding.
AUGUCCAACAUCCCAAUCAGCGAUGACCUGUCGAAAGCCUUUCAAGAAGCCGACGCAUCCGUCCGUGCGAUUCUCGUCCAGAACGAUGGUGGUUUUCUCAAACUUGUCCAAUCCGCCCCACCUUCUAGCCCCGAUGUGAGCGACAAGGACGACUUCCUUCCUGUCCUAGCCAAGCUGUUCGCCAAUGACCCGCAACGGAGCGGAUAUGCUCUCUAUCGUCUCGACUCACAAUCAGCCUCGGGCGAUUGGGAAUGGCUCUGCUGCUCAUACCAACCUGAUGGAGCCAAGAUCAAGGAAAAGAUGCAAUACGCCAUCACACGGUCCUCUCUCAUGGCUGGCCUAACAGAACGAAACUUUCUGGAAACCAUCUUCGGUGCUACUCCCCGGGACUUUCUGUGGCCUAGCAAGUUACGAAACAGUAGAAAGCACGACUAUCAGAAUCCACAGCCCAAAAUAGCAGGUGUUGCUGCAAGUGAAGCUGCUGGAACAGGUGUCGGUGGUGCACGAAGAAACUUUGGCUCCCUCGGCAAGGCCAACACGUUGCGAUCAGAGGAAGAGUCAAGCAGCAACGGUUCGGACCUGGGUGCUACUUCCGGUGUGACAGGCGUUAGCAGUAACCAAGAGACCGAAGAGGGACGGCCUAAGCCAGUGCCUGAAUCGGAACAGCCAAGAUUGACUUGUCCACCAACACCCAAACGAUAUAACUCGCACGAAUUGACGAUGGCAUUCAAGAGUCCUUCCCCUCCUGCAACCGAGAUUGAAGCUUUGGCGGAUCAGGAGAAGGUUCAGCAGCAGAACAGCCAGGACGACGAUGCAGCGGCGAGCUCGGAGAAUGCCAAGCAGUUUGUUGCAGAAACGAAAGCACCUGAGGAACCUUUGACUCAAGCUGUUGCCGCAGGCAGGAACGAGAAUCUCUGGCAACCUACUGUGCCCUCAAACUCGACACUGACUGCAGGCGCAAGUGUCGCUUCAGCAGAUGAUGGCAACGAGCGGGAAUCGAAAGUCACGACUGCGGAACAGGAGUUGGCCGAAACAAAGGCAGCUCAAGAACCACGCACCCCUUCCGCCCAAGAAGGAGGAAAGCUGUCUCAGCCGACGCUGCCCACUUGGCUCGAUCAAGCGAGCUUGGAAGAGAAGCCACAGGAGAAGAGCAGCAUUUCGAUCGGUUCUGGUACAGGUCCUAGCAAGAGCGGCCUGACAGAGCGCGAGGAGGAGCUGGCCGAGUUGCGCAGAUUGCAGGCUACGGAACGAGCUACCAACACACGCACCUCUGCUGGUGGCGCUAGCGGCAGUGGGCCCGAUGUAGGAUUCAAAUGGGGUGAUGGCGUUCAAGAGUCAAUUCAGGGUCUUGCCUCAACUGCAUCCGGCACUUCAGAAUGGAAUCUUGUUGUUCUGGCCAUCGAUCUUCGAAGCGAGACCGUCGAACUCGAGUGUCCACCUCGCUUCAUUCCUCCUGCAGACCUGCCUUGUGCCCUGAGCGCCAACGACCCCCGCAUCGCGUUUUACAGAUUGGACGAUGCAGGAUUGCGCACAUCAGGCGAGAGCGUGGUAGCAAUGCUCUAUUGCUGCCCCGCUUCCAGUGGUGUCAAGGCAAGGAUGAUUUACUCGAGCAACGUUCUUACGAUCUUGAACCAUGUAAAAGGAUUCAGUGGUAUGCGUGUGGUCAAGAAGCUAGAGGCUUCGGACAGGGAUGAUUUCACUCAUGCUUACGUGACGGGCGAGAUUGAGGAGGUGUUGGCUCAGGAAAGGCACAAGUCUGCUGGGACUGGAUUUGACACUGCUGUUGGUGGAGAGGCGCCUAUCAACGUAGCGAAAGCGGAGGGCGGGGGUUUCUCGAGGCCGAAGAAGGCUGGCGCUUCGAGUCGACACUAA